CGUACCCGGAAAGCAUGACUUUCAUUUUUGUAUUUGUAAGCUUUUACUUUUGAAAAGUUGCCUCCCCACAUUUACCUGAAGCAAAUUCAGUAAACCCCGGACACGAAACAUUGGUCCUGACCGGUCCUGACAGGUAGGAAUUCUUAUGUCCGUUUAAACUACUACGUCUGAGCUAAGAUGGAGAACUGCUGUGGUCUGCUAACCUCUAAACAGGAACCAGUUCCUCUGAAGAGUGUGGAGGUGGAGCUGGAGGUGAGGGACCAUGUGGCUACAGUGGUGUCCACUCUGAACUAUGAGAACAAGGAGGACAAACCACUGGAGGCUGUGUUUGUCUUCCCUAUGCCUGGAGAUGCUGCUGUCUGUCAUUUCAGUGCUACGAUUGGACAGACACAGAUUGUGGCUGAGGUGAAGGAGAAACAGAAGGCUCGUGAGGAGUACGAUGACGCUCUGAGCUCCGGUCAGCAGGCCUUCCUGUUGGAGGAGAGUGAUCAGAGUCCAGAUAUUUUCUCUCUGAGUGUGGGCAGUCUGCCUCCAGGAGAGAGCGCCUCCAUCAGGCUGGAGUACGUCACUGAGCUGGCUGUGCAGGCUGAUGAAGGGCUGAGGUUUGUUCUGCCUGCUGUGCUCAACCCUCGCUACCAUCCACAGGGUAGUGAAGGUGUCCAGGUGACCUCUGUUCCCGCCUCUCUGGUGCCCUACAGUCUGUCUUUCUCUGCCCGGGUGUCCUCUCCUCGUCCGGUCUCUAAAGUAGAGUCCAACUGUCCCAUGGACCCUCUGAAGUAUCUGAACACAGAGCAGAGCCAGGCCACGGUUAAGUUGGCUGCAGGACACAAGUUUGACAAAGAUGUUGAACUUCUGAUUUAUUACAAAGAUGCCCACCAGCCCACAGCUGUGGUGGAGGCAGGACAGACCUCUGCCAAGCCUGGCACUCUGAUGGGGGAUCCACUGGUGAUGCUGAGUCUGUACCCUGAGUUCCCCCAGGCUGUGAUGUCUUCACUCGCCUCAUGUGGAGAGUUUGUGUUCUUAUUGGAUCGAUCUGGCAGCAUGGGUGUCCCUAUGAACAACAACGAGGGUUCACAGACUCGCAUUGGGAGUGCCAGGGAUACUCUGCUGCUCCUCUUGAAGAGUAUACCAAUGGGCUGCUAUUUCAACAUCUACAGUUUCGGGUCAAGCUAUGAACACAUCUUCCCUAAGAGUGUGGAGUACAGUGAGAAGACCAUGGAAGAGGCUCUGAAGAAGGUUGAAGGCAUGGAAGAUGAUUUGGGAGGAACUGAGAUCCUUGAGGCCCUCAAACACAUUUACAGCCAGGCCUGCAUUCCCAAUCAACCUCGACAACUAUUUGUCUUCACUGACGGAGAAGUGGGGAACACCAAAGAAGUAAUCAAUCUGGUGAAGAAGAAUUCAGCUUCCCACAGGUGUUUCUCUUUCGGGAUUGGGGAAGGGGCCAGCUCCGCUCUUAUCAAUGGGUUGGCCAAAGAAGGAGGAGGUCACGCUCAGUUCAUCACAGGCAUUGACAGGAUGCAACCCAAAGUGAUGCAGUCGCUGCGUUUUGCUCUACAACCAGCUGUGGUGGAUAUCUCAGUGAAGUGGGAUUUGCCAAAGGGAGUCUCUGUCUCUGUUCUCUCACCACCAAUCACAACACUUUUCCAGGGUCAAAGGUCACUGAUUUAUGCUCAGCUCACUGGACAGAGUCCAAAGGCAGCAGAGGGCUCUGUGACGGUGAAGUACAGCCUGGCAGGCCAUCCCUCUCAGAACAAGCUCCACUUCAACCUCAAACCUGCAGAGGACUCUGGAUUAACGGUGCACAGGUUGGCUGCUCGGACUCUGAUUCGCUCCCUGGAGAUGGUGGAAGACGAAGAGGUAGUAGAAGGAGGAGAGCCAGAUGAAGGAGUGAAGAAGAAGAAGGUGGUGGAGCUCAGCGUCCAAUCAGGAGUGAGCAGCGCCUUCACUGCCUUCAUUGCUGUCAACAAAGGCAGUGGAGAGACGAUUCAAGGACCCCUGGUGCGCCGAAAUGUUCCAACACCCAUGCCAAUGAUGGCCAUGUGUGGAGGUGGUGCAUCUGGUGGUCGAAUGAUGGGUAGGCCUAUUCCAAGAAUGGUGAGCUGUUCAAUGCCCAUGAGGAGAACAGUGAUGGAAGCAAGCCCAAGUGCACAAAUGGUCAAUGUGGGAGGAAUGAAGAGCUGUUCAAUGCCCAAGAGGAGAACAGUGAUGGAAGCAAGCCCAAGUGCACAAAUGGUCAAUGUGGGAGUGAUGGAAGCACAAUCAUGUAAAUCAAUGGAAAGCUGCGGAAGAAGGAACUGUUCAAUGUCCAAAAAAUCGAAAGGAAUGGUGAGCUGUUCAAUGCCCAUGAGGAGAACAGUGAUGGAAGCAAGCCCAAGUGCACAAAUGGUCAAUGUGGGAGUGAUAGAAGCACAAUCAUGUAAAUCAAUGGAAAGCUGCGGAAGAAGGAAGAACUGUUCAAUGUCCAAAAAAUCGAAAGGAAUGAAGACACUUUUAACGGCCAUGAGGAGAACAGUAAGCUCAUGUGUACGAAGGCCCACAUCGAAAGGUGUCGUCCAACGUGAGUCAUUAAACUGUUCCCUGGACAUUGAGCCCCAGCAGCCUCCCAGAGACCCUCUGCUGCAGCUGGUCUCCCUGCAGAAGGCGUCCGGCUGCUGGGAGCUGGAUCCAGCUCUGGCUGCUGCUGUGGGAAAGACCAGCGAGGAGGUGGAAAACACAAAACCUGCAUCGGAGAACAAGGAAGUGUGGGCCACCAUUCUGGCUCUGAUCUGGCUUCAUGGUUUCAAGAUGGAUGCUCAGAAGGAGUGGGAGCUUCUGGCUAUGAAGGCUGUGUCAUGGCUCCGUGCUCCGAACGCUCCAUGUGUGGCGGAGUGUGUGGAGGCUGGAAACACUCUGCUGGGUUGUAAGGUGCAGAAAGAUGCCCUGGGAAUCUGAGGUUUUCAUUAAAGCAACUUCUCCUUCAGGAUUGUUGCACAGAAGCAUUUAAACUCUUUACUGCAAUGUUUACUUCAUCAAAAUUGCACUAUCCACAUUUACAUUUGCAACUGUUUUAUUACUUCCUGCUACUUUAUGUAAAACAUGUUUUUUUAAGUAACUAUAUGAAUAUUAGUGAAAUAUAAUAUCUAGUGAAAAUGAAGCCUGAACCUCUGGUUAAAUAUUUGUUAAUCACAAAAUAAUCUCCAUCUGUUAAGUGUGCAAAGUGACAACAAAUAUGCCAAUAAAUUCCUUGCUGCAAACUCUUUAAAAGUUCAAAUUGUGUGGGAACAUGUUAAAGAAAAAAAAAAAAUAAUAAAUGUGUUGACAUUUGUUUAAACUUCAAAUUAUUUUUAAAUAGCAUUUGUGUCAUGUGACCCUGUGGUCCCCAAUCCAUACCAGAUAUCAUUACUACACUGGACGAAUAAGACGUACCAUCUUUUAAUUGGAUAAAAGUCCAGCUUCUAUUUUGAUAUGAAUAUUUUUAAGAAAGAAUCAGCAGAUUAAACAGUGUUUUUGUUGAUAAAGCUUCUAGGUCAUGUGACAAUAUGACUCCAAAAUGACUUCAGAAUUGUUUUACUACACUAUACAAGUAGGGGUUUUUUAUUUGGACAUUAAGAAAAUUCCGCAGUUCUUUCUAAUUUCUUUUUAAAAGUUUCCACAUCAUGUGACCCAAUGACUACAAAUUAAAUCAACAUUAUAAAACUA
Molecule: messenger RNA, 3678 nt
Organism: Trematomus bernacchii (emerald rockcod)
Lineage: Eukaryota; Metazoa; Chordata; Actinopteri; Perciformes; Nototheniidae
Product: von Willebrand factor A domain-containing protein 5A-like
Exons: 30
Coding region: 178-2931 (917 amino acids)
Source: RefSeq, a predicted model, not a curated record